Punctularia strigosozonata HHB-11173 SS5 is the source of this 303-nucleotide messenger RNA. RefSeq lists its product as uncharacterized. NCBI's taxonomy places the organism in Eukaryota, Fungi, Basidiomycota, Agaricomycetes, Corticiales, Punctulariaceae. The transcript has 4 exons. The record is from RefSeq and is a predicted model, not a curated record. The annotation marks the transcript as partial.
GGAACAUGGGCUAACGCGAUGUUGUAUAUGCUUGAAAUCUUACAGAUCUACAGCUGCUUCCGCACAUACCCCUCCGAUCCCCUCCUUUUGAAGCUGUCAAUCUGCUUCCUCCUUCUCGUCGAUACAGUUUGUUCUGUGGCGGGAUGUGCGACAGCGUAUUUGUACUCCGUCACAUUCUGGGGUGAUUGCAAUCAAGCAGGCAUCGAGAAACAGUAUUGGUCAUUCCCAACGUAUUGUUCUGCAACGGCUCUUGCAGCCGUCAUCGUCCAGUCUUUUCUGAUUUACAAAUUUUGGAACUUGUAA